Molecule: messenger RNA, 1905 nt
Organism: Colletotrichum orchidophilum
Lineage: Eukaryota; Fungi; Ascomycota; Sordariomycetes; Glomerellales; Glomerellaceae
Exons: 2
Coding region: 1-1905 (634 amino acids)
Biological process (GO): protein phosphorylation; mitotic DNA damage checkpoint signaling
Cellular component (GO): nucleus
Molecular function (GO): ATP binding; protein serine/threonine kinase activity
Source: RefSeq, a predicted model, not a curated record
AUGACGCAGUGCACCACCCAGCGAGAUUCCUCAGCUGGCCUCGGUCAACCCAAUCUGGAUGCCAUCGAUCAAUUGACUCGCUUUGGGCAGACCCUCGACGUCCAGGCCUGGCACCGGCACGACUGGGCGACCACACCAACGCCAACUCCGCCGCCACAACACCACAGCCGUCCUACACACCCUCUUCCUCCACCACCACCACCACCACCACAACAACAACAACACCAGCACUAUCAGCAACACCACCACUCACAUCACCCACCUCAACCACACACCUCGGGCUACCCUUCACAGCCAUACCCGGCUCAAACCACUGCUCCAGCCACAUCCCCAGACACUGUCUCGCACUCUCCACGCGCGCACUCUCCCUUCCAUGCCCCGGCACUCACCUCUACCGCCCCGGCAGACUUGCGAUUGGCCCACCGCCCCAUGACCGCAGAGUCGAGACCGCCGCACCCCAUGGCCACGGCUACACGCAAGCGUAGCCGCGACGACUUUGAAAUCCACCAAGAUCCUCCUCACGCCCGCACAGAGGACACGGAGAUGAUGGCCGAGUCAGAACAACACACGGAAGAGGUUGAAGAGGAGGAGGAUGCUGAAGAACCCUCCGACGAGAGCUCCGAUGAGGACGAGGUCGUUGACACAGGUGUCCAACGCGACAUGGACCGCCUACAAGAUACCUUUCCUGGGUUCCCCCAAAAAUAUCGACUCAUCAAGAGGAUUGGUGAAGGCACCUUCUCCACCGUCUACAAGGCAGAAGACCUUCAGUACGAAUUCUACGACAACAGCUGGGACAUUGAAGAGAAGGACAAUCUCGCAGCAAAGUGGACCUCGCCGCCCCUGAAGCCUCACGCCAGCAAUACAUCAGCAACCCGCGAACCACGUCGCCGCGCCAGAUAUGUCGCCAUCAAGAAGAUUUAUGUUACCUCGAGCCCCAACCGCAUCCUCAACGAGCUCGAGCUCUUGCACGACUUGAAAAGCUGUGCCGCUGUGUGUCCCUUGAUCACAGCCUUCCGGUCCACUGACCAGGUUAUUGCUAUACUACCAUACUUCCGUCAUGAGGACUUCCGCGACUACUUUCGCCAAAUGAAGGUCUCAGAUAUGGCCAUCUACCUCCGCAGCCUGUUCACGGCCCUCAAGGCCGUCCACGAACACAAGAUCCUUCAUCGCGAUAUAAAACCAACAAACUUUCUCUACGAUCCUCAAUCACGCCGCGGCGUGCUAGUCGACUUUGGGCUUGCUGAACGUGAAGGGUCCGACAGCAAACCGUGUCUCUGCCACGAGAGCAAAGACGUCCGCAAACAGAGAAUCACCAACAGUGCGGCUUCCCAAAAUGGGCCUCAGCAGGGAUAUCCAAAGACAGAUACUCGGCCGUCCAGGAGGGCGAACCGUGCCGGCACAAGAGGUUUCCGUGCGCCCGAGGUAUUGUUCAAGUGCACCGAGCAGACGACCAAGAUUGACAUCUGGUCAGCGGGUGUCAUUCUUUUGACAAUCAUGAGCAAACGAUUUCCUUUCUUCAAUAGCGCUGACGAUGUGGAGGCCAUGAUUGAGAUCGCAACCAUCUUUGGUGUAAAAAGGAUGAAGCAGGCAGGCCUCCUGCACGGUUGCAUGUUUGAGACUAACAUCCCCACCGUCGGCAGCGCUGGCUUUUCGCUUGGAAAAAUCAUACUCUGGUCCACCUGCCGUACCGAUGGCGGCAAGGACGGUCAGCCGGGCAUCCCCCUGACCGACGAGGAGAAGCUGGCUGUCGACUUUUUGGAGCGCUGCAUGGAACUCGAUCCUGCUCGACGCAUCAGUGCCAAGGAGGCGCUGGAGCACGAGUUCCUCCGGGAGCCAAAGCCGAAGCAGUCGGUGGAGGUGGUAGACAUCGAGGACGAUGAUGAGAUGGAUAUUCUGGAGGCGUAA